AUGAACUCGCUCAACACCACGUCCGUCUCCUUGGCUGUGACGCCGACCGUCGUCUCGACCUUAUUCUCACAUUACCUAAACAGGAAGCCCCUGAAGGAGCGUCCCACGGCGCAUCUCUCAUACGACGAGGGUCUCCAUCUUAUCCGAUCGUUCCUUGAGUUUGCCUCGCAUCACACGGUCGAAGAGCUCCAGGCCUUUACAGCACAAUGGGUGCCGCACCCGCAAUGGGUCAAGGUCGAGGAUGUCACCAUCUCCGAUGAUCAAUUGAGCCGCGCGGCCGAGGUGCUACAAGCCCAGCUAGGCCCGGAUGGCAUUCGACAGGUUGGAGGGCCCAAGUGGUGGCAGUGGCGCAAGUCCAAGAGCAACUUGGAGGCCCAGUGGAUUGAGAUGCGCUCCGAUGCGUACGAGCGGAAGAAGCAGGGCGGCAACUGCAGGCGUGUCAUGAUGUACAUCCAUGGCGGUGCCUACUUCUUUGGCAGUGUCGACGAACAUCGGUACCAGAUGCAACGACACGCCCGCAAGCUCAAGGCCCGCGUAUUUGCACCUCGUUAUCGACUCGCCCCUCAAUUCCCCUUCCCGUGUGGCCUGCAGGAUUGUCUAGCAGCGUAUCUUCACCUCUUGACAGUUCAAGAUCCCGAUACUAUAGUGCUAGCGGGUGAUUCUGCCGGAGGCGGCAUGGUCGUGUCGUUGCUCUGUGUGCUUAGAGACCAAGGGCUUCCGCUACCCGCCGGUGCUAUCCUCAUCAGCCCUUGGGUCGACUUGACGCACUCUUUCCCAAGCGUUUCCAAUGAUGCUCCGCUGGAUUACAUCCCUCAAGCUGGGUUUCAUCACAAACCUUCCAGGGCCUGGCCACCUCCUAACGAAGAUGAAAUUGCCAUACUGAGAGAUGAAGCUCUAAAAAAGAAGAAGGGCAAAACCAAGGGAGACACAGGAACCCAAGAGCUCAAGGAGAAACAGCAGGCCCCCAUUGCAGAAGGGAACGGGUCUCCCAGCUUGGCCAGUUCUAGAUCAGCCUGGAUCAAUGGUGGAGCCCCUACCGACCCCGCGCAGCUUCUGUCUGUUGAAAUUGAUGGCAAGCUGAUCAAAAUUAAGGAUCAGAUUCAGAUGUACACAACCAAUGAGCUUCUUGCUCAUCCUCUUGUCAGCCCGAUCAUGCAGCCAACCCUUGGAGGACUCCCACCGCUGCUUAUCAUGGUUGGAGGAGGAGAGAUUCUCCGUGAUGAACAAAUUCACCUGGCUCACAAGUGCGCCAAUCCCGAAAAGUAUGCCCUGCCAGAUGAGACCAUGGAUGAAAAGGCAAAGGCGUUGUUGAAGCGAUACGAGCCGACAGAUGUGCAGCUUCAAGUGUGGGAUGACCUCUGCCAUGUGGCCCCUACACUUAGCUUCACUCGUCCUGCCAAGUACAUGUAUCGAUCCAUUGCCCAGUUCGGCGCUUGGGCACUCGCAAGAGCCCAGAAGCGAGGGAUUGAAAUCAUGGACGAUGAUGCGAUAUCGGUUAUAUCCUCCUCGGGCUCAGAAACAGAACACGAGGAACAGGGCAGUGCAGGAGGGAAUGUUGAGGGUGAAAUCGCCAGCGCUGAUCCUGGCCAUGUUGGAAAGGCCGGAGACCCUCUUCCUGCGUUCAAGAACCACAUGAUUCGACAGAAGGUAACCCGGCAUGGUGCUACUUUACCUCUCGAUCCCGAGUCUGAGCUGCCUGGCUGUACUAUAUCAACCAAUUCUGUUGGUCUCGUUAAGGAGGGGACCGUAAAGAAGUGGCUGGAAACGAAGCAGCAAAGGGAAAUCCGAUAUGCCACCUCAAAGGCCAAGGUCCACAAGAAGAUCGUCAAGGACAUGGUAGCGGGAUAUCAUGAUUUUGGCCUCGGAGAAUAUCCCCCUCCCAGCGCAUUGGCUGGACGGAGAAGAGCUGAUUCGGAGAUGGUUGAGGGCAAGAAACACAAGAGCUUGGGACUGGCUAUUUGGUCACUCUGGGGUUCAAAGCACGAUGAGAUGACAGUUGAGCGCGAACAGAAGGCAGAAAAGGCCAACGAAGAACCAGACGUCCAAGUUGCGAUGCCAGACCAUGGCGAAGGCGCACGCUCGUUUGCUGACAUUGAAAAACAAGAGCAGCAACACCCCAGGGUACCAAUUUCACGGGGUCGUUCACAUCGCAGGACGGUUUUCAAUGAGAACCAGACGGGCAGCAUCGUGGUGGAUGAGGACACUCCCGUGGCGCAGCUCCUGGAACUGCGACGAGAAAAGGAGGCAGCUGGCCUCUUAAACCCCGACUACGUACCCGAAACUGGAGUGGUAGGAAAGCGUCCGUUCCUAGACGGAAUCGCGUUGCCAUUCAGUCUUAAUAAGGAGGCCGACACUGCCAGCAUGAUGACCCUUUACUCUGAUACAGCUACCCCGCUUCCAGGAUCGCGACCAAUGAGUCCAGAUGCUUUGAGCAACGCCUCUGAGCAACCGAUAAAGCAAAGUGGCCUUGCGAAUGAGGUGGAGUCAUCAACACCAGCCCUUGAGCGGCCAGGGCUGGAAACAUUCGUUACGGCAGUAGAGAGCUUGCCCCAGGCAAAAAGAGCGGAUGAGUAG
Molecule: messenger RNA, 2574 nt
Organism: Ilyonectria robusta
Lineage: Eukaryota; Fungi; Ascomycota; Sordariomycetes; Hypocreales; Nectriaceae
Exons: 3
Coding region: 1-2574 (857 amino acids)
Molecular function (GO): hydrolase activity
Source: RefSeq, a predicted model, not a curated record